This is a messenger RNA of Colius striatus (speckled mousebird), 4424 nucleotides long. RefSeq names its product Mtr4 exosome RNA helicase (gene MTREX). Gene Ontology annotation, molecular function: ATP binding; RNA helicase activity; RNA binding. The coding region runs from base 231 to 3326 and encodes 1031 amino acids. Gene Ontology annotation, cellular component: nucleus. NCBI's taxonomy places the organism in Eukaryota, Metazoa, Chordata, Aves, Coliiformes, Coliidae. The record is from RefSeq and is a predicted model, not a curated record. Gene Ontology annotation, biological process: RNA catabolic process; maturation of 5.8S rRNA. The transcript has 27 exons.
CGUGUGGGUGAGGGACAGAGCGGACGCAAGCGACGGAGCAGAGCCGAGUGCGGUGUCCCGCGGCUGGUAAGAACGCAGCGGCAGCAGUACCGGCAGCGCGGAAGGCUCCCAGGGCCCGUCGGAGCGAGAGACCUCCUUUUUGGGGUGCCACCCCGGAGUAAGAGCGGAGAAGAUCCGGGCGAGUACGGGGAGGCUGUCCUGCGCUGGGCCUCGUGGGACCGGCGGGGAAGAUGGCCGACGCUUUCGGGGAUGAGCUCUUCAGCGUGUUUGAGGACGCGGCCGCCUCCGGCGCCAAGAAGAGCAAAGCAGGCGCUACGGAGAACGCCAAGAGACCAGGAAAACGUUUGGAGGAGAAGUCUCCAAAGCCUGUGACAGGGAAGACGAAAAGGGAAGCUGAGGUCAAUAGUACUGAAGAUACUAUUUUAGGAAAAAAGCCAAAAUUGGAAGAUGUUCUUUCAGAAGAUGCUAAUCUGGCAGACCUGAUGCCUCAAGUAAAGGUGCAAGCUGUGGAAACCGUGGAAGGGUGUACACAUGAGGUUGCACUUCCAGCAGAGGAAGACUUCACAGGCUUGAAGCCAAGAACUGGAAAAGCUGCAAAAGAAUAUCCGUUUAUUCUUGAUGCUUUUCAGAGAGAAGCUAUUCUUUGUGUAGAUAAUAACCAAUCUGUAUUGGUUUCAGCUCAUACUUCAGCUGGUAAAACUGUUUGUGCAGAGUAUGCAAUUGCCCUAGCUUUGAGGGAGAAACAACGUGUGAUAUUUACAAGUCCAAUUAAAGCUCUGAGUAAUCAGAAGUAUCGUGAGAUGUAUGAAGAAUUUCAAGAUGUUGGUUUGAUGACUGGGGAUGUUACUAUCAAUCCUACAGCUUCUUGUCUGGUAAUGACAACUGAGAUUUUGAGAAGUAUGCUCUACAGAGGCUCUGAAGUUAUGCGAGAAGUUGCAUGGGUUAUUUUUGAUGAAAUCCACUACAUGAGAGAUUCGGAACGUGGUGUGGUUUGGGAAGAGACAAUUAUUUUGCUCCCUGACAAUGUUCAUUAUGUGUUUCUUUCUGCAACUAUUCCAAAUGCCCGUCAGUUUGCUGAAUGGAUCUGCCAUCUUCACAAACAGCCUUGCCAUGUGAUUUAUACUGACUAUCGACCCACUCCACUGCAGCACUAUAUAUUCCCAGCAGGAGGUGAUGGACUUCACCUAGUUGUUGAUGAAAAUGGAGAUUUCAGAGAAGAUAAUUUUAAUACAGCAAUGCAAGUACUUAGAGAUGCAGGAGACUUGGCAAAAGGGGACCAGAAAGGCAGGAAAGGAGGAACAAAAGGUCCUUCAAAUGUUUUUAAGAUUGUGAAGAUGAUCAUGGAAAGGAAUUUCCAACCUGUGAUUAUUUUCAGCUUCAGUAAGAAAGACUGUGAAGCCUAUGCACUUCAGAUGACAAAGUUAGAUUUCAAUACAGAUGAAGAAAAAAAGAUGGUUGAAGAAGUGUUCAAUAAUGCGAUCGAUUGUCUGUCAGAUGAAGACAAAAAGCUUCCUCAGGUUGAGCAUGUACUUCCUCUUCUGAAGCGAGGAAUUGGUAUCCAUCAUGGUGGUCUGCUUCCUAUUUUGAAAGAAACCAUAGAAAUUCUUUUCUCUGAGGGCCUAAUAAAGGCCUUAUUUGCAACAGAGACUUUUGCUAUGGGAAUUAAUAUGCCAGCCAGGACUGUGCUGUUUACGAGUGCCAGCAAAUUUGAUGGAAAAGAUUUCCGAUGGAUAUCCUCAGGUGAAUACAUUCAAAUGUCAGGUCGUGCAGGACGCCGAGGUAUGGAUGACAGAGGAAUAGUAAUUCUUAUGGUGGAUGAAAAAAUGAGUCCAACGAUUGGCAAGCAGCUCUUAAAGGGUUCAGCUGAUCCUUUGAACAGUGCAUUUCACCUGACAUACAACAUGGUAUUGAACUUGCUUCGGGUAGAAGAAAUUAACCCUGAAUACAUGUUAGAAAAAUCCUUCUAUCAGUUCCAACAUUACAGAACUAUUCCAGAAAUAGUAGAAAGAGUGAAUAAUUUGGAAGCACAGUACAAUAAGAUAGCAAUUCCCAAUGAAGAAAAUAUGGUCAUAUACUACAAAAUCCGCCAGCAGCUUGCAAAACUGGGUAAAGAGAUUGAGGAAUAUAUUCACAAACCAAAGUAUUGCCUGCCCUUUCUACAGCCAGGAAGACUGGUGAAGGUGAAGAAUGAAGAUGAUGACUUUGGAUGGGGAGUGGUUGUUAAUUUCUCUAAGAAAUCGAAUGUUAAGCCAAAUUCUGGUGAAUUGGACCCAUUAUAUGUAGUUGAAGUACUACUGCACUGCAGCAAAGAGAGUUUGAAAAAUUCCGCUACUGAAGCUGCAAAGCCAGCCAGACCUGAUGAGAAAGGAGAGAUGCAGGUUGUUCCUGUAUUGGUACAUCUUCUGUCAGCUAUCAGCAGUGUUCGACUUUACAUACCAAAAGACCUGAGGCCUAUUGAUAACAGGCAGAGUGUGUUAAAAUCUAUACAAGAAGUACAGAAGCGAUUUCCUGAUGGUGUACCUUUACUAGACCCCAUUGAUGACAUGGGCAUCAAAGACCAAGGACUGAAAAAAGUAAUCCAAAAAGUGGAGGCAUUUGAGCACAGGAUGUAUUCACAUCCUCUUCACAAUGAUCCCAACCUGGAAACUGUGUACAAACUUUGUGAAAAAAAAGCACAGAUUGCUAUAGAUAUCAAAGCAGCAAAGCGAGAACUGAAAAAAGCCAGAACCGUCUUACAAAUGGAUGAACUCAAAUGCCGCAAGCGUGUCCUGAGAAGACUGGGGUUUGCCACCUCUUCAGAUGUUAUUGAGAUGAAAGGACGGGUUGCUUGUGAAAUCAGCAGUGCUGAUGAACUGCUCCUGACAGAAAUGAUGUUCAAUGGUCUCUUCAAUGACUUGUCUGCAGAACAGGCAACUGCACUACUGAGCUGUUUUGUAUUUCAAGAGAAUUCCAGUGAAAUGCCAAAAUUGACAGAGCAGUUGGCAGGACCACUUCGGCAAAUGCAGGAGUGUGCAAAAAGAAUCGCCAAAGUGUCGGCAGAAGCAAAACUCGAAAUCGAUGAAGAAAACUACUUAAACUCUUUCAGACCCAACCUAAUGGAUGUUGUGCAUACCUGGGCAAAUGGAGCUAACUUUGCUCAUAUCUGCAAAAUGACAGAUGUCUUUGAAGGUAGUAUAAUUCGCUGCAUGAGAAGGUUAGAAGAAUUGCUUCGGCAGAUGUGCCAGGCUGCAAAAGCCAUUGGAAACACUGAGCUGGAAAAUAAGUUUGCAGAGGGGAUUACAAAAAUCAAGAGAGAUAUUGUAUUUGCUGCAAGCCUUUACCUGUAACAGAAAAUUCUAAGAACAGUACAAGAUUCACAUUAUGGAACAAGUUCAUCAGCUUCACAUGCUACAUCCAUCUCAAGUCAUUAUUUCUUUUAAUGGUGUGCAUUUUUACCAUAGUUGUUUUGUUCAACAAGGCAUGUACAAACAGCAUUGUAAUAUAACUGUUACAAUGUUUUCAAUAAAAAUUUACAUUUUUAGAAGAAAAAGCCAUUCAGCAAGAGCUUGAACCAAUAGAAAUUCAAAGUUUAGAAAUACAGUAACUGUAGUAGAUGUUAUUAUAUACAGGUAAAGUGAGCAUCCAAGAGCAGCAGCAGUCCUUUAAAGGCAUUUACUUAUAUUACACAAUUAGACUUAUGAAAUUGUUUUCCUUUCAGAGAGCAAGGCAGAUGAGAUGGGUCACUCUUCAUGGCUGAUGAUUGCUGCCAAAGUGAUUUCCAUUAGUUGGAGUCUCAUUUAGGGUCGUAUGGGAAUCUUCUUUUGGUUUAAAUGUACAUCCUCUCACCUUGAAGAAGUCUGACACGUACACAACCUAAGCAAACAAAUUAAGGGUUAAGCUGCUGCGCUUUUAAGUCUUCUAAACUAGCUGGAAAUGCAAAAACUAAUUAAAAAAACAUUUUAAAACCUGAUUAAAACAUCCCACUGGCUAUUUAGACACUGAUGGCUUAUGCCAGAUUCAAAAGGCCUGUGUGCUCAAAACUGACUGCCUGCUGAGGGUGCACAUGGCCCAUGGGGUUAAAAUUACUGUGUCGUUUAGAACAGGAAAGCCUAUCCUUUUGUCUGGGGAAGAGGGUUCAGUAGUUAGUCACAGCAAGUCACUGCUCUUCAUCCAUUGCUUUAAAAGCUGGUUAAACCAAGCUUGGGUUCCUCUCCUUGGCACAACUAACAGCACCUCCCUCCCACAGCUCCAGCAGCUGUGAGGGCAGCUCUGCCACCAUUGUCCUUUCCUGCAUUCCUUCAAACAUUGCAGAAGAGAUUGUAGGGGUAGGACUGUGCUUUAGUCAACUGGCAGGCAUUUAAUGACAGAUAUUGCAGAAAGUUUCCCAGAGCUGCUGAGAUUUGCUUUGAUGAUUACCACUGCAACAAGUAAAGAAAAGCUUUGUC